UCAGAUUGCUUCCGUUUCAUGGCUACAUGUGCUGUUCGCUUGUGGGCUCUGGCGCUGUCCAUCUCCGUAAAAUCUCUGGAGUACCUUGUCAUAAAGUCCCUGGAUCAUCCAUCAGGAUCGGAAUUAUAAGCCAAGGGGUCCUACUAUUACCGAACGUUCCCUUUCUUCCCCAUUCGUUACCACUUGAAGAUGAGGAGAUUUUGUGGUUGCCGACCUUACCAGUAAAACGAAUUGUCGAGAACUGUGUCCUAGUAAACAAGAUGACUGGUGGCUAUGAUAGUCCGCUGUGGUGUUUCUAUGCUCGUCAAUGCAGAUUUAGUCUCUCAGAUGAAGCUGUUACAUUGGCUCCUACUCCCGAGCUCGGUGCGAUUGAUGUUGAUUUACUCCGCAGGUACCUACCAGUUAAUCAUCUUCUUUUCCUUCCCUUUUCUUCUUCACCGAUGUAUUCCAUAACGCUCUUCCCCACAUGGAAACAACCAGAAUUUGAUUAACUAUCGAGGAUUUAAAGCUUCUGUCUAGCUACCUACUACCUUACCAAGCGCAAGCUGUAACUCACCGCCGACCGAUUGUGUUCUAUUCUUGUGCCCUAUUAGCGAAUCGCGUUGGUUCUAUGAUAAACUAAUUUGCAAUAUAUAGAGCCACUUUUUAAUGCCCCAUGCUCCUGUUUUCCUUGCUAUUACUCCGUACACCUACGUAGGUACCUUAGUUUCGAGCAUCUUGCACCAGCGGGGUUGUAUGGGAAUGCUUCCUCUUUUUCUUGUCGUCAUAUGAGCCCUGCAUGAUCCAUCCGUUGAUCACCAUACCAUUCCUUGUUCAUCAGUGCUACCGUUUUACACGCCAGAUCUUGCUUCUAUUGUCGACAGCCUCGAGCCCACUAGCAAGCAUUAAUCAAUCAUACACACCUAGGCCUAGGUUGCUGGAGUGUUGAUUGACCAAAGACCCCUCUUGAGCUGUUCUCAAUUCAGAAACUGGCCUGCCCUUGCUUGAUGGAUACUUCAGACGGAUAUCUAUUCGUUGCAUAAACAUCAUCGCCACUGCAACAGCCCAUCCCGUCUCCAUGUUCCAGCCGUAUGGUGCUCCCAGUGUUCGGCAUCCGCCAUCUGCGGCCCUUGGCAUCACCUUCAGCUUCAACCUCCAGGUCUAUCUCUGUGCCUGCCUCUGCCUCUGCCUCUGCCUCUGCCUCGGCCUCAGCUUCUAGCUCUCUGCUCAAGGCAGCCCCAUUUGUUAUUUCUGACGCUGCAGCAACAGUAGCAGCUCCUCCACCUAAAGCCUCUGCCAUUCCUCAUGGGCACCACUCACUAUACCAUGGCUUGUCUAUCCGCUCAUUCCAUCAUGCACCAUCUCCCCACCGUCCUCUCCAAACCAGGGGUAAAAAGACCACCACCACCAUAAAGCUCUCCGAUUUGCCUCAGGGACUUAUUCAACCGAAGCCAGCGUCUUCUCUACCAACGUCAUCGUCAGUUUCAUCUCCCCACGAUGAGUCGACAGAAGCCUUGCCGCUCCCGCUGCCGCGAUUACCCCAAGAUCCUCCCGCGUAUCCCACCGUGCUGCUUCAAGCCCGUCAGAAUAUGCUCAAGUUUGAUAAUUGUGUGUUGCUGACUCGGGUGGGCGGUUUCUACGAGCUCUACUUUGAGCACGCUGAGGAGUACGGGCCCCUGUUGAACAUCAAGGUAGCUAACAAAAGGACAAAUGCUGGCCUUGUCCCCAUGGCAGGUUUCCCCUUCUUCCAGCUCGAUCGUUUCCUUAAAAUCCUCGUUCAAGAUCUCGGUCGCCAUGUCGCGAUCGCUGAGGAGUAUCCAAACUCUCCCACAGCAAAAGUCAGAUCAGGCGGGUUGAUGCAUGAUCGUCGAGUUGCUCGUAUCAUUACCCCCGGAACUCUAAUAGACGAGAAUUUUAUGGAUCCAUAUGCCAACAACUACGUGAUGGCGAUUCAUAUUGACACAGGCAUCAAAGCCACAAAUACCGUCACUGAUGUUAAGACCGUUAUCGGCCGAGUGGCAGGCUCAGAAGGAGGACUAGCGGGCCAUGAACCCGAAUCAGACCACCCAUCACCAUCAGCUGUUGACGUUGGCGUUGGCCGAUGCGCUGGACAGUCUCGGGAGUUCCAAGACACCAUGUCACUCGGCCUAGCCUGGCUUGAUCUCUCGACCGGCUACUUCUGCACCCAAGAAGCCAAUCUUGCAUCUUUACCAACGAUAUUGUCCCGACUAUGCCCGCGCGAGCUUCUCCUAGACCAGGCUCUGCAGUCUUGCCCUGACAAUGGCCUAUCCGACCUCCUCACUGAGGAUCGCCACAUCAUCUCAUACGCACCCUGCCCGCAUGAUUCUUUGCUGUUUCAUCCGGAAAACUGGAUGCCCAUGCUAGAGUGUGCCCUAACUAAACAUGAGGCAUCCGCCUUCUCACCAGCUGAGGUACACGCUGCCGGCUUCCUUCUUGGUUAUGUCAAGGAUCGACUUCAAGGCAUGAGUAUGAAGUUGCAACCUCCGCUAAGAAACAAAGACAUGCAGAUCAUGGCUGUUGAUAAAAAUAGCAUGCGUGCUCUUGAGAUCAAGCAAACCAUUCGUGAUGGUGUGUUCCGGGGUAGUUUGCUACAUGCCAUUCGUCGCACUGUUACUAAAAGCGGUGCUCGACUCCUUAACGAGUGGCUGAGUGCACCGUCCACGUCUCUUGAGCUCAUCACUAGUAGACAAGACCUCGUCGCCCGCUUCAUCGACGAUGUAAACCUGAGUGACUCCGUAAUCCUCUUGUUGCGUAGGAGUCACGACUCUCAGCGACUUGUUCAGAAAUUCACACUUGGCCGUGGCGAUGCUAAUGACCUCCUCGAUCUGUCCAGUACCAUCGAUGCGACCAGGGAUGUCGUGAAUCUCUUGAAGAAUGCCAACGCUGCAUCUCGCAAGUCAGAGCACCACUGCCUGACUUCAUUGUUAUCUCGAAUCAGUCUCACGCAGCCCCUGAAACUUUCCCAGCGCAUCAGAGAUGCAAUCGAUGAAGAAGGUAUUGUGUCACAGCAUGACGCCCAAGAGUCCGAGGCCAGCCAGAUGUUAGCCCUUGCUGAGAUUGUCGUUAGCAACGAAGGUUCGCAGGACGAUGCGGCAUCUCUUCCUAAGGGCAAGCGAAAACGGCCCGUCAGUAUUCGGGAUUAUUACGCCGAAGAGAAUGGAGCCUGGAUCAUGAGACCUGCUGCGAGCCCAAACUUGGCAAAUCUUCACACUGAUCUCGCGUCUUUGACAGAAGAGAAAGCGACACUCAACGAAACCCUCCGCCAAAGAUUCAAUGCUCCUAGUCUAUCCCUCAAGUGGACACCCGGCCUUGGCCACAUUGCACAUAUCAAGGGUAAAGACGCUCGAAAUCUUGCUGAUGUACAAGCUCUGUCCUCGAGUCGUUCCACACGAUCUUUUCACAUCUCCGAAUGGACACUUCUCGGGCAGCGUAUGGACCAAGUUCGUGCUCAGAUUCGUGCUGAAGAACAAGCCGUGUUCUACACCCUUCGAGAACUUGUCGUCAAAAAUCUUGUCAAGCUGCGCCGCAAUGCCACCGUCCUCGAUGAACUUGACAUCACGACCUCCUUCGCUAAGUUGGCUCGCGAGCAGAACCUCGUCCGGCCCGUUCUGAACAACACGACUAGUCAUACCGUUAUAGGCGGCAGACAUCCCACUGUUGAGGGAGGCCUUUAUGAGCAGGGUCGAAGCUUUGUGAGGAACGACUGUCUGGUUGGAUCGCCAACUGACGGCCGGAUCUGGCUGAUCACAGGUCCCAACAUGGCCGGCAAAAGUACGUUUUUACGCCAGAAUGCUCUCAUCACGAUCUUGGCCCAGAUCGGCUGCUACGUGCCUGCAUCAUACGCAGAAUUGGGGAUUGUGGAUGCUGUCUUUAGCCGAGUGGGCUCAGCUGACAACCUCUACCGCGAUCAAAGCACAUUCAUGGUUGAGAUGCUGGAAACAGCAACGAUCCUCAAGCAGGCAACACCGCGGUCUUUCGUCAUAAUGGAUGAAAUCGGCCGGGGAACCACGCCAGAGGACGGCACAGCUGUCGCCUUCGCAUGCCUGCAUCACCUCGCGACCGUCAACCAAUGCCGCACCCUUUUUGCGACACACUUCCACACUGUGGCUGACUUAGCUCAAGAAGAGGGAUUGCGUUCAGCCGAGACAGGUGUAGUUCAGACGUAUUGCACCAAUGUAGUCGAGGAUGGCGAGGGAGGUUUCUUCUACAACCACAAACUUCAGAGAGGUAUUAACCGACAGAGUCAUGCACUGAAAGUCGCAAGGCUUGCUGGGCUACCGGAUCGAGCUAUUGAGGUAGCCAAACGUGCCUUGAAGCAAGAUGACUUCAUAUAGGUGACUGGUAUGUACUGACGGCAACCAAAGUCGCGCCUCUGAGGGGCGGCAAGCACGGCCAAUAAUAAAGAUUAAAAUAAAAGACUUGAUGAUGUUUUCUUGCAAACUUAUGGGAUAAUGGAUAAUAAGACAAACUACAAGGCGUGAGAAUGCAAUGGACAGAUAGAAUUAUUCGAUAUUGGUUCACCUCCAAACUCAAAUCCGUGCCUGGAACAUGCAACAAGAGUUCUAGACUUCCAUUUAGGAUAGAAAGAUUAACUAGAAGUGCGAGCUUUCUCUUAGUACAUAUGAUUAGGUAUUACCAUUCUUCUCAUAUCCUACAGUUUAGCUCGGCUAUUAAAUUCGUUUGGUAAACAUGCACGGACAUCACACUGAGGAAGCUUGAGAACAAUCGAGGGCGAGGAGACCUGUAUAAUUUGACCAUUAGCUUUGAUACUUUCAAAAGACAGCAUGUCAAAAUAACAUGAUUGUAAUGGGUGUCCGUCAUAGGGUGGUGAUGUGUGUGUCAUCAGGAGAUUCAGGGUUAAAAAGCUCUUGAACAAUUUAUAUAAUCAUCCGGAAAUGUAAAAAGGAAAA
This is a messenger RNA of Fusarium verticillioides 7600, 4910 nucleotides long. RefSeq lists its product as hypothetical. Gene Ontology annotation, molecular function: ATP binding; mismatched DNA binding; ATP-dependent DNA damage sensor activity. NCBI's taxonomy places the organism in Eukaryota, Fungi, Ascomycota, Sordariomycetes, Hypocreales, Nectriaceae. The record is from RefSeq and is a predicted model, not a curated record. Gene Ontology annotation, cellular component: nucleus. Gene Ontology annotation, biological process: mismatch repair. The coding region runs from base 1071 to 4334 and encodes 1087 amino acids. The transcript is spliced from 2 exons.